Messenger RNA from Benincasa hispida (wax gourd), 1762 nucleotides. RefSeq names its product CBL-interacting serine/threonine-protein kinase 7-like. Gene Ontology annotation, biological process: protein phosphorylation; signal transduction. Lineage: Eukaryota; Viridiplantae; Streptophyta; Magnoliopsida; Cucurbitales; Cucurbitaceae. Gene Ontology annotation, molecular function: protein serine/threonine kinase activity; ATP binding. The record is from RefSeq and is a predicted model, not a curated record.
GAACCUCUCAAUGAACUUCAUAAUUCAGCCUAUAAAAAUCCCUUUUCCCCCAAAUUGAAACAAAACCGCCGUCCUCUGUAUUCUCCGUUUUAUCUUUCCGAUCUUCCGCCAUGGAGCCCGGUGGUCCGCCCACCCCUCCGCCGCUCCCUCCGCCGCCUACUGGCGCCACUCUCCUUGGCAAGUACCAAUUGGGCCGUUUCCUCGGCCGUGGAAGCUUCGCCAAGGUUUACCAGGCCCGUUCUCUCGCCGAUAACUCCGUUGUUGCCGUCAAAAUCAUCGACAAGAACAAAACCAUCGACGCCUCCAUGGAGCCCUGCAUUGUUCGUGAGAUCUCUGUGAUGCGACGCCUUCAGCACCAUCCGAACAUCCUCAAAAUCCAUGAAGUUAUGGCGACGAAAACGAAGAUCUACCUCGUUGUCGAUUACGCUUCCGGAGGUGAACUAUUCGCUAAACUCCUCCGCCGUGGCCGGCUGACGGAAUCCACCGCUCGCCGUUACUUUCAACAAUUAGUCUCUGCUCUCCAUUUCUGUCAUCAAAGCGGCGUCGCUCAUCGUGACAUCAAACCCCAAAAUCUCCUCCUCGAUGAAGAAGGUAACCUAAAGGUCUCCGACUUCGGUCUCUCCGCUUUACCAGAACAGAUCAAAGACGGAAUGCUUCAUACCGCCUGUGGAACUCCGGCGUACACCGCGCCGGAGGUUGUUUCCCGGCGAGGUUACGACGGAGCAAAAGCCGAUGCGUGGUCCUGUGGCGUUAUCCUCUUCGUUUUACUCUCUGGUCAUCUUCCAUUCAACGAUAACAACCUCGUGGCCAUGUACAAGAAGGUUUAUCGCCGGGAAUAUCAAUUUCCUGAUUCAAUUUCAAAGCCGGCAAGGCAUUUGAUCUUCCAAUUACUCGAUCCAAAUCCAAAUACAAGGAUGAGCAUCGAGGCGUUGAUGCAACAUUCAUGGUACAAGAAAUCACUGCGAUCAAAGCCCCAAAUUAGCAACAGGAGCUUAUUUGAAUCAUUGGGUAAUUACAAAACUGAUUUGGGUGUUUCUGGAUUGAAUGCAUUUCAUAUAAUUUCAAUGUCUUCUGGUUUGGAUCUGUCUGGAUUGUUUGAAACAACAGAUUGUAAAAAGAAGAGAUUCACAACAGGGGUUAGUAUUGAGAAAGUGGAAGAAAAGGUAACAGAGAUUGGAGGAGAAUUGGGUUAUCGAGUUGAGAAAGGGAAAAGUGGGGCAAUUGGGUUAGGGAAAGGGAGAAUGAUUUUGGUGGUUGAAGCUUUGGAAAUAACUUCAAAUCUGUUAAUGGUGGAAGUGAAGGUAGCUGAAUCCAAGAUGGAGUUUGAGAGGAUGCAUUGGGGUGAUUUGAAAGCUAAGUUGCAAGACAUUGUUGAAUCUUGGCACACAAAUGAGACAAUGUAGUAGUAUGAGAAACUGGAUUUUUUCGACAUGUUUCGGCGGCCGAGCCGUGGCAGAGCUCUGCUGGAGGGUUCGUUGUUUAUAAACAUGUUUAUAUGCAAUGGGAUUUUAGAGCUUACUGAGGGAAGGAAGGGAAGACAUUGAUUCUUUUCUAUGUAAAUGAGAUUCAAUUUGAUGAAGGUUCGCACUCCUGAUUUCUUUUUUGUUUUUGUUUUUGUUACUUGUUCUUUUCUUGAACCACAACAAAUUUUGUGGUACUUUGUUUGAAAUAGCAUGGUUAAUCUCGAGAAAGUUCAUUUCAGAAAUUGAUAUGAACUGAGAAAUGGAAAAGAUCCCACCAUGAUUGAAAAGAUUGAAGAAAA